Molecule: messenger RNA, 468 nt
Organism: Menidia menidia (Atlantic silverside)
Lineage: Eukaryota; Metazoa; Chordata; Actinopteri; Atheriniformes; Atherinopsidae
Source: the annotation of a GenBank genome assembly
AUGGUUGAACAAACAAGACGGGCAAAUCACGUUGUGUCCCUCCAGGCUGGACCUGGAGAGGUGGACACGGGUACCCAGUUUGACCUCAGAAUCCAUGACCGGGCCGCCCGAGCCUUCGGUCAGCAGUUGGCUUUCAUCGGAGACCAGAUGGACCGAGAGUGGACCAGCAGAGAGCCAAACUGGCCACCGGCUCCUAUGCACCUGCUGAGACCUGCCCAGAUUCUGACACGGACCAUUUACAGGGAUAUCCACAGCCAGUUCUGGGGCUUCCAGGGCUUGGGGGCUGCUGUAAAGGCCUGGAUCGAAAGCACUUCACCCUGGCACUGGACGCUGAGAACGGAGAGCUUCACAACAUGGGUGUCCAAAGUGAAGCCGGCGUCCUGCGGCGGCUGGACCAGAGGAGCCGUGGUGACUGUGGCACUGGUGGCUGCAGGGAGCCAUUUUGUCACGCUGUGGAUGGAAGCCUAA